UAUACAAAUAUAACCAGGCGGUGACUAGCAGUGUUCUAUGUUCUGCGUUGCUUUAAUACACGAGUAUGUAUACGUAGGCUAUGCAUGGCCACUAAGGACCAGAGUUUAGUUAGUUUGUUGUAUCUGUGCAAGCGUAUAUACCGACAAUACAUAGGAGAGACUGCGUGCAUGUAUGCCUGCUGGAACAUUUCACUGGACUGCCAUCAAGCACGUGCAUGUAAUUAUAAUUAUGUAUCACGUGCAUAACGACUUUUGUGUUUGCUCGUAGGCGACAUUUGAAAAUACUUUUUAAAAGAAGAAUUAUAUUUAUGAUAGUUGUGUGUCGUUGUAUGCUGUCGUGUUUCCGUUGCUGUGACCGCUUGGAGAGUCCUGCCUGUUUUCACUACCGUUGUGGUGGUAUAUGUGUAGAAAGCUGUACACACACACACAGGUAUAAUGAAUAAACGUAUUCAGAUACCUGGUAUGAUGAAUUAGUCACGUGAUCACCACUAAGGGGAGGAGCAGAAGAACGUUUCACACACGUGAAAAAAUUCAGUCAAUGCUCCUGGACAGACAACUCAUACGCUCCGAGUGAAGAUAAAAAACCCGAAUCAUCAUCUGUCAUCCGAUUGUCGAAUUCGGCAGCGGACCAUUGUCAGUCAUAGUGGAUAUUUACACAUCAAAUACAACUGGAUAUUUGACGCUCAAAGUGUGUGAAACUCAUUUUUGAAUCAAAGAAUUCACUGAAUUGUGGGUCUUGUGCAUUAUUUGUCAAUAUUCACACAUUUCAGUUUUUUUCUUUUACUUGCCAGUUUUGUUUUCUGGUGUCGUCGUCUGUUCGCUCGUUAUAAAGCAGAUGUGCUAAUUUGUUAGCAUCCCGAGGCAAAGGAUCAUCGGGAGAGUCCUCUGUUGUGAUAGUAUUUCCUUGGGAUACUAUUAAUAAUUCAAUCAAUAUAUUUCAAUGGAGCGCUUAAAAAUUCCUAUUCAGAACACGACAAAAUAGGUGAAUAUGCAUCGUCUUCAUUUAAACAGUGCGGGAUAUUAAAACGGAUCCUUCUUUCACAUAAAAGGAAUAUAAUUAACAAAGAAAUAUUAACACGAAGAAGAGAGACAUUCGUUCAUGGAGAUGUUUUGCUUAGAGGCAUAAAAUUCCUGUUUCAAAAGAGUUGUACACGUUUUGCAUUUGGUUGCAGGAGCUAGAUUUCGUAAUAUUUUUUUCCACAAUUUUGUUUGGUUCUCAGAAUCAUUCACUAUACAGCAGAAGAGAGAGAUACAGACGACAGAUUUUCGACAUUUGCAGACGAAAGAUCGGUGCUCGGAGCGGGAUUUACUUUGGGGCUGAACGAGACAGUGCUGAAAUAUAACAGUCAAACCCUUUGAUAAGAAAUCACAGACGAAACAGUGGAAUAUUUGCACAGGGGAAUAUAUCUCGGCCCACCAAUGGAUCAACUCGCCAGACUGCCCCUUUAAAAGAAAGCAUGGUUUACGCCAGGGUUGUGUAAUAGGGCCUUUGGAUUAAAACCUAUUUCGGCGACACGUGUAAGGAGAAAUAGUUAGUACAUGGAUAUAUACACGAUUUCAAAAUGAAGGAGACGAUGAUGUGCUGUGAUUUAUUCAAAUGGAUCUUGUUUUUUACUUCAUUUAUAUCGAUGACCAGUGGUCAGAUUGUUAUAUCUAAAAGGGAAUUAAGUGUGAGAAUUGGCCGAAGUGUGUAUUUUCGACGUGAUGACCUCAAGUUUGCUCGGACGGAAUCCAAUGGAGAUUGUCGAGUUCAGGUUGUCCAAAAUGACCCCGUCACUCUCAGAGUCGGUCGACUCGAACCAGAGAUCUUUGACUGUGACUACCUACCAAACACCAUCAAAUAUGCGCACAGUGGGUCGCCGUUACUCGGGGAGGACCGGAUCAAACUACGCGUCUAUCGGUUUACACCGACAGUGACCGAGUCUGAAACUUUCUACAUGAAUGUUGAAAUCGUCAACGCCACAAGUAGAGUCGUUUUAACCCGAGGCUUGAGAUCAGUUGUCGUACCUGAAUUUAACGGAGUUUCGAACACCAUAGAUGCCUCCGUCAUUCGUUUCUAUCACAGUGGAGUUCAAAACGUUACAUGCGACGUGUCUUUUUCUAGGUAUAGAUCACAUUGGCCUAUCGCCGGGCAGAUUGUUAUUGGAGAAAGACGGGAAAGUGUCAACGCUUUGAAGCGAAGUUGUCGGGAAUUCAUGUAUAUGCAUCUCCAUUAUGAACAUCAGCGCGGACCUAGCCCGGAUGUAGAUUAUCUCCCCUUGACUGUUGAACUAAAUGACCCCUCAGUAAGCGAUGAAACGAUAAUCGAGAGUUAUUACUUGCCAAUACAUAUAAAGGGCGCCAUCCCCAACACCCCACCUCGGUCGUCCUUCAUGAGCAUGUAUAUGAUGGACGUUGAUCAGUUUGUCCUCUCGACAAUCAUACCGGGUGUGAUAGCGGCAGAGGACUACGAAACUCCCAACGACCAACUUGUUUACAACAUAAGUCGACCACCGGCAGAGGACGAGGGAUUCUUUGUCAGCCUAGAUGACCACACAACAGUUAUUACAUCGUUUACCCAAGAAGAUUUAGAAAACCACAGAAUCGCCUAUCAACCGCCAGAUUCAAGUAUUCACACUAACAAACGAGUUUAUGAAACGGAAUUCAUAGUUUUCGAUAGCCACUUUUCUGAGAGUAUGCCAAUUACGCUUCAUAUGGCUGUUCGUUCGUCUGCAACAAGUGCUCCACGUGUGUCGUUCAACAAAGGUAUCGUCCUUCUUGAAGGUCAAUCGCGCGCUAUCACGACGGACGAUUUACAAAUCGUGGACAGGGAUAACCUGAGUCGGGUUAGAUUGUAUGUUACUGGUGGAUUGAAGUAUGGUAGACUUGAAAUAAAUGGCCGCCGUGCAAUCGCCAUCACCAUGCAGGAUAUUCAGCGGAGGUCUGUCAUUUAUUACCAUGACGACAGUGACACGACCAAGGACUUCAUUGCUUUCCGAGUUAGUGAUGGCGUCAAUACGGUUCUUGUGAACUUCCCAAUCACUAUUAUCCCAAAAGACGACAGUCCUCCAUAUCUCGUAAACAAUGUCGACAUGGACAUCAACGAAGGAGAUACGAAACCAUUCACUACCGAAAUGCUGCUAGCUUACGACACCGACUCUGUUGACCGGAACAUAGUGUUCAUCAUUACACAUCCCCCUAAAGCUGGCGAAAUCAUCCGUAGAUUGAGACCAGGUGAUACCGGGACGAGAAUAAAUAAGUUUGUACAGAGAGAUCUGUUGAAAGGGCAGAUUUAUUAUCACCAUUUCGGACAUGAGGUAUUUUCUGAUUCUUUCCAGUUCAAAGUUCGUGAUCACGAAGAUCCACCUAAUAGAUCAAUAAUAGAAACAUUCCACAUCAACAUAAACCCGGUCCAUGAGAACCCACCACAACUUGCUCCACAAGCCACAAGGCUUAUCCAUGUUUCGGAGACCGACAUCGCUUACAUUACCAAGUCAGAACUAGAAUACACAGAUGUCGAAACGGAAAAUAACGAACUAACGUACAUCAUUACCUCACCUCCAUUCUUUGUGUACAAUUCUGGUUUUGAAGACGCCGGACGACUCAUCGAAACACACAACUUAACGAUGGUAUCAAAGAACGCGUCUAUCCCUGUUGUGCAGACUUUCAAGCAAGCUGAUAUCAACCACAUGAAGAUCGCCUACAUGCCCCCUCUUGUUGACAUUGGUCCAGAGGCCAGACUUGUUCGAUUUGUCUACACUGUCCAAGACUCUAGCGGAAACCAAGUACUCGGACAAUACUUUGAAAUCGACGUUCAACCUGUCAAUAACCAACCACCAGUUUUUGUCACCAGCAAAUUGCUCGUCGAGGAGAGUGGUAUUCUGGGUCUGUCGGCCAGUCAGCUGUCAGCUACAGAUUCAGACACACUCGAGACCGAUCUUGAGUUCGUCCUCGAUGAGGUUCCAAAUUUCGGGGUUUUACAGAAGGGAGGGGUCACUCUAAAUGAGGGAGGUACAUUCCAUAUGGACGACCUAAAGAGCAAGAAUGUCAGGUAUAUUCACGAUGGCGCGGAAGGAACACAGGACACAUUUACAUUAACUCUGACAGACAGUAUCAACAGAGCAACCAAAGUGUUUUCUGUGGAGAUCGUACCGAUUGACGACCAAGCGCCUCAACUUCGCGACAAUCUACGCCCUCGACUUAUCGUUUCUGAGGGAAGUGAGGUAGUUAUUUCCCCUCAAGUCCUUUCAGCCACUGAUGACGACACAAAUGACCGAGAGCUCGUGUUUCUUAUCGUCAAACAGCCGAAAUACGGAAUCCUUCGUCUUGAUGACCGACCAACAGUGAAGUUCACCCAAGAGGACGUGGAAAACCGAUUGGUGAAGUACAUACACACUGGUGGAGAGAUCGGUACUACAGUGCUGAAAGACUCGAUGACACUUAUCGUGUCGGACCAAACCUACAUGGGUACCGCCGACCUCCCAUACUAUGAUCUAAACAUUACGAUAACACCUGUCGACAAUUCCCGUCCCACGAUAAUCAUCGGUGAGCAGGUCCAUGUCGCGGAAGGAGGUAGUUUCGAUAUUGUUCCUGACGUUCUGACAGCCAAAGAUCCAGAUACUCCACCUGAAGAUAUUCAGUUCUUUAUCGUGAGACAGCCACAGUGGGGAUACUUAGAGAAUGUACAACCGAGUCCGGGGUCAGAGAAAAGCAACCUUGGCAGGCGAAUCAUGUCAUUCAAACUUCAGGAUGUGAUUGACGAAACGAUCACCUAUGUUCAGGCAACACACAGAGGUGUUGAACCCGUAUAUGAUGAAUUCACGUUGUAUGCUACUGACGGAACGUUGAAAUCUGACGAGGCGACAUUUGUGAUUAGGAUUGACCCACAAAAUGACGAGGUACCUGACCUGAUGAUACAAGACAUGCAUCUGGAUGAAGGAGACAGCAUGAUAAUAGAUCAGACAAUGAUAGAUGCUAUAGACAUGGAUAUGCCAAAGGACCAAAUCACAUUGUCCAUAUCACAGGAACCUGAGCACGGAGAUAUAGUCAUAUUGUUACACACACAGAACGGAAACAUCGAAUCGGCCGUUCAAGACUUCACAAUUGAUGAACUUCACAGCGGCAUGCAACUUAAAUAUAGACACGAUCACUCGGAGAAUUUCAGAGAUAGAUUUGCGGUGACGGUUUCGGAUGGACGAUACGAGGUGAAAAGAAUCUGCAACAUCACAAUAACACCCAUUAAUGACGAGGUACCAGAGAUAUCAAAGAACGCCGGCCUGCAGAUCGAGUAUGGAGACUAUGGGUUAAUCUCUAGUAUUGUGUUACAGUCAAUGGACCCGGACAACAGCGAAAACGAAGUGUACUACGUUCUCGCCACUGUACCAAGGAAGGGCUUCCUGCAGUUCUGUACUGAUCCAUUCACACCCGCGAGGUCAUCGGAGUGUGAAGAUAUGUCGGAGCGGAUGAACUUCACACAACACGACAUUGAUAUGAACAGAAUUCGAUACAUUCAUACAAGCAGUAUGGGCAAUGCUGAAACUGACAGUUUUCAAUUUAUGUUAACAGACGGUAUCAAUAACAGGCAAAUUGAAACGUUUGAAAUUCUUAUAAGAAAUUCAAUGAAAACGAAUCUGGCAUUGCUCAACAAAGGACUAAAUGUGAGAGAGGGAGACAAAACGGUAAUUACAACAACAUGUUUAAGUGCAACGGACGAAAGUACAAAAGCCGAUGAAAUUGUUUUUGCCAUUAUUCGCCCGCCGGCUCUUGGACAGGUAGAAUACAUAGACAGACCCUUGGUUGGUAUAAGUAGUUUUACACAAAUGGACCUUGCUGCUCAGAGGAUAGUAUACAACCAUUUAACAAAGAGCGACAUAACGGACGAUUCAUUUACGUUUACCGUCACAAAUGGGUUGAGUGAGGCAAAAGACGGCGUGUUUAGGAUCAACAUUGAACCACUGGACAGGGUCCUUCCUUCCCUAAACACGAAUAACCUCAUCGAAGUAGUACAAGGAGGCGAAGUCGUUUUGUCACAGGCCUAUUUGAGAGCUCAGGAUCCUGAUACUGCAGAUAUGAACGUUACUUACUUAUUAGCAAAACCUCCCACUUUCGGACUCCUCUACAACCGCGGAAUACUCAUUACACAGUCUUUUACACAGCUGGAUAUAGAGAGAGGACACAUUAUAUACGAAAGUCACGGUUCCCAUGCCGGUUUAGAUAAUUUCCUAUUCAGUUUGAGUGACGGCAAACACAGUGGAUUCCUUGUAAAUGGCACUCUGCAGUUAACACCUGUUAUUUGUAGUGUUUUUGUCAAGCCCAUUGCUAACGACGCCCCGAAAUUAUUGGUCUCAAACCAUCCCGAUGUCCUCGAACAUUUCGGAAAAGGGAAGUACGGAUUUCGAUUGAAUAACAGAAAUUUAAAGGUAGUGGAUUCGGACACAGACAACGAAAACUUGAUGUACAUAAUGACAAAGCGACCACUCCACGGGCAAAUUGAAAAUAUGUCAACGAAGCGUUACAUCCGCCGGAAGUUCUCACAAAAUGACUUGAAUGAAAAUGACCUUCGCUAUGUACUGAAUUCGAGGACAAGGGCUACCAAUGACUCAUUUAUGUUCCGUGUGAUGGACUCGAGAGGCAACACCCUGGACAACCAAAUUUUUUCACUUAAAUGGUCAAUCAUCAGUUUCACACAAACUCGUUUGAUUGUAUGUGAGAACAUCGGCACACUCAGUAUCGGCCUGGUGAGACAGGGGUCCCUGGACCAAAUGGCUUUUGUCGGCAUUAAGGUGUUCGACAUGUCGGCCAAGAAAGGACAUGACUUCAUUCCCAGCACGGCCCAACAGGUCCAGUUCAAUCCUGGUGAGGCUAGGGCAUCCUGGGAUGUUUUAAUCCCUGACGAUAAUUUGUUAGAGAAUACGGAGAAGUUUAGAAUCGCUCUUGAAGAACCAGUCAACGCCGUCUUAGGCAAAAACAGCAAAGCCAGCGUCCGUGUAAUCAAUGCUGAAAAUGGAGAAUGCCCCCAGUAUUUUGGCAUGAUAAGCAAGCAUAACAUUGACGGUAACGAAGGUGACGGAUUCUUACUCCCCGGAAGUGACGUCAACGAAAAUACGGAAACCAUUGUCUCUUUUAACAAUAUGAACUCGGUAGAUACCUCUAGUCCAUUCGACAAUGCUUACAACACUGACCCGGCACAAACUCUGUCAUCAUCUACGUCUGCUGCUCGGUCAUCUGUCCCGGCGUCACGGUUGUCAUCGCAACGUUCGUCGUCCUCGUCUGGAUCACAAACUGGCAAUGACGACAACGAAACGGUGACAGCGAGGAGGAAGGGAAGAAAGGGCAAAAGGAGGAGUAGGUCUAAAAAGAGGAGGAGACAUGGUAGUCUAAAGAAGUCAAAGAGGAAUAAAAACAAGCAACAGUCUAAUAGUCAACAACAAGAUCCAGAAUCUAUCUUCACAAACCUACCAACUGCAUCACAGAAAAUACAGGCACCACAGAUAUGCGCCAAGAGUACCAAAAAUCUGCUCCACUUCGAUGAGUUCGCACAGAGGAUGUACAAGUGUGACGGCGAAAGUUGGAAAUCAUGGAAUCCGGAAUCGAACCAAGAUCAGCCAGAACCAACAACCAGAUGUCAACCAGGUUGGUCCGAGUACGAAAAUAGAUGUUACAAAAUCUUUGAAAACAAAUUAUCUUGGGAAGCAUCCGAGCAUCACUGCCAAGGAUCACAUAGUUCCCAUCUCACCAGUGUCCGCUCUCGACGUCACUACAAAUGGCUCUUAAAACUUGUCGGCAAAAACUCAUUCUGGAUCGGACUGAAUGAUAAAGCGAAUGCGAAGAUAUGGAGGUAUGUGAAUGGGGAGCCCCUAGGAUAUACGCGCUGGGCUCGAGGUCGGCCUCGAGUCAGAAGAACAGUACAUCGUAAGAACUGUGUAUUAGUCAAUACUAGGAGGAAAUGGAAAAACAAACUUUGUGAUAAAUCAUCAAAAAAAUUCAUAUGCGAACAGUUUAUAUCAUCGUCAUCAUCUUCACAGUCAUCAUCUUUACCAUCUUUGAGAACAAAUCCUAAGCGCCAUGUAUCUCGGGGAGGGCGAAGGAAUAGGAAAGCGAGGGGAUUCCUUAAUAAGUUUUCGAGUUAAACUGUUUUGUUUUCGUUUCUAGUUAAGAAUUAUUGACUUUUAUAAUGGAACAUAUAUGUAUUCUUGUGAAUGUCGGGAAUGGAAAGGAUAUGUCAGUCUUGUGAACCUUAUAUAUAGUUCCUGGUGACUUUGAUAAUGAAAAGCAUUCAAGUGGCAAUGAAAGGAUGUCCUUUCCUGCCUUGAUAAGGACAAGAAUUCGUGUUCUGAAGGACCUUGUUUAGAGGAAGUGUACUUGUGGGUUACAGGCUCAAACAUGCGUGAAGAUGUAUGCUCUAUGGACCUCGGUAAUGAAAAGGACGCGUGGUUCUGCAGAUAUCAUUAAUGAAAGGAUACAUUUUAAGGACAUGUAACUGAGAGAGCCAAAUUGUGUGGACGGACCUCUAUACUCGUUCAUCAGAGUAUUGUACUAUUUAAGGAACUUGAAAGGAGAACAUAUUAUUUAUGAAAACGGUGUGUUACGUACGGUCCUAUAACAUUUACGGGAGCCAUCAGCAGUAUUACCUGUGCAAUUUGCUUUUAAAGGCGUCAAGGAGACAGGUUCAGUAACAGGAACGCACUGCAGUGCUAAUGAAGAUUAUCUUCGUCAACUAAUUAACUUCCAUUCUCAGGAUUUCACAUACAAGAGGGAAAAUCUAUAGACAAAAUAACCCUGACUUUUUGUUGGAAGCAGGAACAACAUGAUGGCUGAAGUUAAUGGUUUGUGCAAUCGACUAGAAAAAACAAUGGAUUCUCCACAAGGGAUAAACAUCCUUGCCCAAGGCUGAUGAGCGUAUUGAAGGACGUUUAUUUUUUUACGACUUCAGUAUUCUGGUUUAGGAAAUCUGCCAACGGGGAUGGUAAUAAGACGAAAGUCUUGUGCAACGUUGCACAGUACGAGUGUAUCAACAGAAGGUAACCGUAAUACACCGUACGUAACGUUGUUUUUCUUCUUGUCAGACUAACGCGUCAGACUGACAGGAACGUGAUUGAUGUUCGUGUGAAUGGACUAAGACGUUUUCGUAACUGAAAAGCCAGUGAUAAAAGAUUAUAAAAUGACGUGCCGCAAUAUGAUAACAAUACCCAGUACAGAUCUAACAGAUUUCAUUCAGAAUAUUUUUACGUUGUUUUAAACAUGUGUAACCUCAUUUUAAUGAUGUAUAUAUAUUUUCUUCCAUACACUUAUUCACAGAUUACAGCUGACGGUAGACAACUCGUGUUUCGUAUGUUCUCCACACGGGAUCUAUCUUUCGCUAGUUUGUGGAAGGAUAUAUGUGGUAGGCUGCUAACUAUUACAUAUACCAUGUCUUAUUUUCAUUUAAUUUAUGACGCAAUAUAAGAACUCAACUACAGGUGAUUAUCAUCAUACUUUAUGAAAUUGGAAAUGUGCGAUACUGUGUUCAUUUUUUUUUUAUUCUUUAUCUUCUUUAUUGUUUGAAUUAUAUAAGGCAAUUAUAUUGAAUAACAACAUAUUUUUUUCUUAACCCAUUCAUCCCUGAAAACACAUUUAAACUCUUCCAUUUCAAAGGUUGGAAUAGUUUAUUAUGAAGUCUCAGCGGUGAAUUAGUGAAAGAUUCAAAUAUUAUUAUCAUUACAUGUAAAAACUAGGGAUUAACUGAGAAUGGAAAAAUUUGACCACAUUCAAAUGAUGUAUAUUUGAGAAUAAAUUAUUUUGAGCUUAUAGAUCACCAGUAAGUAAUUGUUAUAACUUCUAACCCGUUUAGGUAGAACAUAGAUCUACAUGCAUUCCGACAACUCGUUUCCCUGGGAGGGGAGGGCAUCUAAAUAUUCGGAUUUAGUUUUUCCGGACGCAAAAGGGCUGCCCGAAAGUUACAUUCAGUAAUUUAAUUAUAAAAUUAAAGGUUGACAUUUCCGCUUCAAAAUCAAUUAUUUUGGGAACUGAGAUAUCCAGAUUAACAAAGUUCCUGCAGUUGUACCGAUUAAUGAAACCCGUGUAUUUGUUUGGAGUAAUGGGGUCCCCCGGAAUAUUUCGGAUAGAUGAGACCCAUUGUUGCCAUUUUCGUGUAAAACGUUGUAUGUCUAGUAAGGUAAUUUGUGCAAUGUAUUUUUUUUAUUGAGCCCUUAUUAGCAGCAGUUAUGUGAUAAACCUCGUGCGAAUCAGAAAUAUUGUUUAUUGUAUACUUUGACAAUUAUUGUUUCCCUUAUUUAUGGACGUAAGAUAUAGUUUGUAAAUAUAUCUUUAUAGUUUUGUUUAAUUUCUUUUAACGAAUACAUCAGCAGGUGUUUUAAUGUUCGUAUUUUUGUUAUGCAUCAAUUCGAAGAAACCACUGUUUCAGGUUGGUGAAAUUUCCUUUUUACAUUUUGUGAAAUGUAUAUAUAGUACGUGAAAGUUACAUUUGGACUUCGCAUAGAAAUAAUGCAACUUGACAAAUAAUGUUCGUCCCUUACAAUUUCCUCUUUGUUCAAUAAAUUGUAAACAACCGUUUACAUUGAUCAAAGGAUGUUUAUUGUAUAUUUAAAUAGUGCUGCAUUUGAGUUCGACCGUGACUGUAACAAUUGUUGAAAGUGUUUGAUGGUGGACAAAUCUGUACAAUACUAUGUUGUUCGUGUUUGAUUUCAUAGUUCAAUUAUUGUCUACAACAAAUGGUAUCAAUGACUUUAUUUUAUUUUACCACUUGAAUCAAGUGUGUUAAUGUUUGUUGCAUGAAUAACAAACGUGAAGCGUUAUAUUUAUAAAUAUUAGAUAUCCUGUGAGAAUUUCUUUAAAUAACUCAUUUUUAUUUAUCCUAUAAUUCUUCUUCACACAAAAACAAUCCAGGUGUCAGAAAAUGUAUUUUUCAGUGAUAAUGAUCCUUAUUAAGAUCAUUUUGAUUUAUCGCAUUUAAGACAUGCAAAUGUGAUGGGAAAUAUGAGGAGAGCAAUAAGUAGCUUUUUGGACAGUUUAUAAUAUUUGUAUUUGACAGUAAAAAUUGAUAAAAUUGAUACUUAUUAACUCUACCAAACAGUUCGGAAGUGUGUAUUAUUGUUUCGUGUACUUUGUGGUAUAACUCUGUCUCGCUGCUGAUAACCGUCUAAAUUUCGCAAUACUUGAAGUUCGUACGCUAAGUACGAAAAUGAAUACCCUUACAGGAAAGAAUAUACGUCUAACAAAAAGUGGAAAUCUAUCACAGAGAGUAGGUCCUGCUAAUAGAUAGCAGGAAUCCUUGAAAAAAUUAAGCCCUAAAAGAUCACGUAUCUUCUCCUUAGAACAUACUGAUACACGUACUCCGCACAGAACUUAUGUUUUCUUCUGAACGUAGACCCCCUAUGAUAAAGUAGGCAUCUCUAACUUUAACUAGGUUCUGAUGAGAAAUAAGCUACUUUUACAUUUGCCAGACCCACAUAAGAAAGUGGGAACCUCUCUCAUGACUGAGGCCCACUGUGAGAAAGUAUUUACCCCUCAAAAAAAGUGCACCCGUCGCCCAUUUAGUAACAUUUACAAAAAAUAUUUUUGUCACGAUUACCCUUAUAAAAUGUACUCGAAAAAAGAUAUUUCUAAUAUAUUCAUCAAUCGUUUAAGGAAAGCAGUUAGGUUGUGAGGGACGAUGUGGAUAAAACUACAAUUAAAAUGUAGUUAACAGAUAUUAUAAACAUGUGAGGGAUUAACCGUAUAUUUUUGACAACAAUUAAACGGAUCUUGCAUGAAGUUUACCUUAUAAAUUUACAUAAAAUGUCAUUUCUGUAUAUAAAAAGGAUGUAUUAUAAAUAUAUAUAUUUUCACGUGAAACAAACGUAUUUAAUGUAUAAAAUUGCUACUGAAGGAUAUAUAUGUAUAUUAUUGUGUUAAAUAUCACGUAUCUAUUAUUAUACUUAUCUUUGUUGUUGUUUAUAUUUGUCAAUUAUGUCAACUUGUUUACGAUGCAUCAUGUUGCUUACGGAUAUUCAAUUAAAUAAAACUACAUUUUCAAA
Mizuhopecten yessoensis (Yesso scallop) is the source of this 11993-nucleotide messenger RNA. Its product is annotated as FRAS1-related extracellular matrix protein 1-like. The transcript has 11 exons. Gene Ontology annotation, cellular component: membrane. NCBI's taxonomy places the organism in Eukaryota, Metazoa, Mollusca, Bivalvia, Pectinida, Pectinidae. The record is from RefSeq and is a predicted model, not a curated record. Gene Ontology annotation, biological process: cell communication. Bases 1563 to 8108 code for a protein of 2181 amino acids.